AUGUCGGUUUGGUCAGCCAGUACAGUUGGAAAUAAUUACCAUUACGCGCAUCCAGGCAGCCGCGACAGUCACUCUAAUAACUGGUGUCCGAAUUUAAAUAAGCACAAGUGCGUGAUGUCUGGUGAAACACCAAUCCAAACUGACGAUGCUCUUCAUACACCGGCAUAUUUGUCUUGGAGGAAGCUGCAACUCAGCCGGGCGAAGCUCAAAGCCUCCAGUAAAACGUCCGCUCUGCUGUCAGGAUUCGCAAUGGUAGCAAUGGUUGAGGUGCAGUUAAAUCCGCCCAGCGACACGAGAGUGCCGCCCGCAAUGCUUGUCGCGUUCACCGUUUGCACCACCUUGCUCGUGGCGGUGCACAUGCUAGCGCUGAUGAUCAGCACGUGCAUUCUGCCGAACAUCGAGGCGAUAGGCAACCUCCACAGCAUAUCGCUGGUCCACGAGUCGCCGCACGAACGGCUGCACUGGUACAUAGAGGUCGCUUGGGCGUUCUCAACCCUACUGGGCCUAAUUCUGUUCCUCGUCGAGAUAGCCAUACUGUGCUGGGUGAAGUUCUACGAUCUGAGCGAGACCGCCGCCUGGUCCGCUUGCGUGGUGCUAAUCCCGGUCAUGAUAGUGUUCCUAGCGUUCGCAAUACACUUCUACAUGUCGCUUGCGACGCACAAGUACGAGGUGACCGUCACCGGCAUCAAGGAGCUGGAACUGCUCAAGGAACAGAUCGAGAUGGGCGACCACGACGGCCGAAUGAACAACAUGACGUUGCUCGACCAGAGUAGAGUUGUG
Molecule: messenger RNA, 780 nt
Organism: Iphiclides podalirius (scarce swallowtail)
Lineage: Eukaryota; Metazoa; Arthropoda; Insecta; Lepidoptera; Papilionidae
Source: the annotation of a GenBank genome assembly